AUGGAUGCCGAGGCAGGUCUCCCUGAGCACUGCGUUGCUUUGCUCAACAUGUCUGUACAGCGUGGCUACGAGGAGCUAAAAUCGCGUUUGGAAAGCUUCAAAAACUACAGUUUCUUUAUUUCGACCUGUGCUCUUGUCGGUGAGACAUUUCAGCGGUUUUGCGAUGCUUCUCCUGCACACUACAUCUCUUUCUUGCGUAAACUACCAAUCAUCGAGCUGGUAAGAAACGUCCCUCAGAUACUGUCCUUGUUUGAGUGGAAGGCUCGUGACUCACCUACUGCUGAACAAGACUUGAAGAAGGCUGUGACAGAUUUCCUUCUGGCUACUAGCGAGAGCAGUAUCGAUGUGUUGAAAGCAGUGCGAAGAGAACGGAUUCAGUUAGUGGAUAAAGAUGUGGUGCGUAAUACAAUGUUUGUGUCACUCGGAGCUAACAGGAGACAAUUUGCUGCGCGCAAUGCUCUCAAUUGGCGUCUGUCCAGAGUUUGGCCAGCGCACUGGGCACUUUUAAUUCAAGAGGUGUCAAACCAACUGAUGCAGCCGCGCAGAAGGAUUGCUGCAUCUCGAAUGGCCCGCUGUGGCCAAGCGGCCUCUGUGCCGGAAUGGGAGGCUCUACGAGAUGAGGUUCUUGACCUCACCGUGAGCAUCUAUAAUGGCGUAAUUGAACCUGACGAGGCUAUCAGUACUGUAACCCGUGAAAUGCUCUCGGACAUACGGAUCCCUCAUGACAAGAACGUUCUGCAACUAUUCCUUACGAUUGAUAAAAAGGCAAAAGGAGCGACUCAUGGAAGGCUCAGCCUAGAGAAAAGCGUUGAGGUUCUGAUAGGAAAGAGUGAAGAACUGAUGCAGGAGGCGUCAUCUCCAGAUGAUCCAGUGCUAUGGCAAUCUCGUAAUUUAGCCGAAGCCGCUCGGGAUAUUGCACCAAAAGUGGCUACACAGCAACUCAAACUUCUCGACACAGUGGAUUUGGCUCGCGAGCUUGGAUCUACAGCAGUGCCAGUUGCUAUCAAAUUUGCUGAACCGUAUGCCUUCCUGGAAGAGAUAGUCAAGUUGAAUGGGAACUAUAAGCAGGGUAAAAAAUGCGCGAAGCUUGCUGUUCUGCUUGGAGUGGAGACUCCAGUUGCCACGCGCUGUCGCUAUGUGCCCUGUCUGCCCUUAUCGCCCAUGAUGAGCGAUAUCUCGGAAAAUACAUCCAUGAAGUCAUCGCAAAGGUAUUUCCGUCAUAAAUAUCAUGUUGGGUGCUAG
Molecule: messenger RNA, 1242 nt
Organism: Cooperia oncophora
Lineage: Eukaryota; Metazoa; Nematoda; Chromadorea; Rhabditida; Trichostrongylidae
Source: the annotation of a GenBank genome assembly